AUGGGUAGAGCCAUAGAUGAUGUUGCUUCGUCUGUCACUGAGAGAGAUAUCGAGGUACUUAAGGUCCUGGGGGGCUUCCCUGAAAAUGCUCAGAUUAUCCUCCCUACUCCCACAUGCAGGCCCGAAACCUGCCCUGAAGAUUACAUCUGUCUUGGCCCUAUUAUCUCCCAGAUUCCUGAACAAGCCGAGAGAUUACCUGAAUUGCUCAAGUUUCCUGUUGAGGAACGCACCUUCACAGCUCCUACCGAGGUCCUACCCUUAGAUUUCAGAGCAUCUUCUCGCACUAACUCGAUGUCGACAGGUAAUUUUGAUUUUUGUUCCUCGCAAGAACCUACGCUCAUCCUCCAUCCCAACACCAUCGACAUCACGACCGACUCUCCUAGGGAUGAGGUCCUUGUGAGCUUUCCUGCUGACUUUCUAGCUGAAGAAGGUCUAGAAGGUGGGAUCUGGCCUGCAGCUGACAAGCUCGUAUUCCCAGCUGCACAAAAGAGGUUGAGGGGACAGGACCCUGAGGUCAUCCUGAACCAUGCUGUCCAGCUAUCCCUACAGCUUUCCCAAAGUUGCAUAGCUGCCAGGGACAGCUUGCGGACUGUUGCUACCCUUCAAGAUAAGGUGGCUCGUCUGCAAAAGGACAAUUUGAGCCACCAAGCUAAGCUGGAGAGGGAGAAACAGUCCCGGCUGGAUGCUGAGAGCAAGCUAGCUGCUGAGCAAAAAUUAAUGGAGAAAGAGAGGCUGGAAAAAGAUGAGAAGAUAGCUGAGGCGGAGAAAGAAAAUGCACGCCUGGCUGCAGCUGUAAGAGAAGCUGAGGAGAGGGCUUUAGACAUCCAAGCUGAAGCAAAAAUUAUUGAAACUGCGAAGCUAGCUUUCCUGAUAAAGUUCAAGAAGCUAGAUGACAAGGGUGUCAAUUUCUACAUUGACAGAUUCCUCAAGCUGGAUUCUAUGACCGCUCUAGAAGCUUUAGCUACAGGUGGCAAAACAAAUGAUUCGGAGAAAUCUACAGCUGAAUCUCCUCCUUCUCUCAACCAGCCAGAAGGUGCUGUUCUUGGUGAUAAGGACAAGGUUGCUGGCGAUGAUGCCAGCGUGAUCUCUUAAUUUCUUCAAUGCUUUCAUUAGUUUUUCUUUUGGAACAAUUUAGUUUUAACUAGCUUGGGUACUUUUACCAUUGCCUAUGGGGGCGAUGUGUUUUUGUAAGAACAUAUUUUCUUUCAGCAAUUUAACCGUUUG
Beta vulgaris subsp. vulgaris (sugar beet) is the source of this 1224-nucleotide messenger RNA. RefSeq lists its product as uncharacterized. The record is from RefSeq and is a predicted model, not a curated record. Bases 1 to 1092 code for a protein of 363 amino acids. NCBI's taxonomy places the organism in Eukaryota, Viridiplantae, Streptophyta, Magnoliopsida, Caryophyllales, Amaranthaceae. The transcript has 4 exons.